CGGGUAGGAUGUGGUGGAACAUUGGCAGCGACGACAACAUGGAAGACAAGGACGAUCACAGUCGGUGUGGCCACCGUAACAACCAUACGUGAUACUUAUUCGAUGUGCAACGACUGGAUUACGGCUCCAGCAGGCAAAACGAUCCAAAUUCGCGUAACAGCUUUGAAAGAUGUUCGAUGCAAAAACGGUUGUGUGCUAGCUGCUAUCGAACCGAAAGUCAUAGCAGAUAGAGCCAUGACGAGUCCAAGACUGAGAAGACUGGUAAGCCGUGAACGAUUCAGCUCUCUCUCAUAUCCAACCUUCAGUUACAGACAUCACGAACUAACCGAUCGCCAGACAAAAUAUGCACGCCCACCCGCAAUUCAGCCGCUAAUAAUCCCUUUUAUCGUUUCGAACAAAAACCGAGAAUCAUAA
Haemonchus placei is the source of this 414-nucleotide messenger RNA. The record is from the annotation of a GenBank genome assembly. NCBI's taxonomy places the organism in Eukaryota, Metazoa, Nematoda, Chromadorea, Rhabditida, Trichostrongylidae.